Messenger RNA from Spea bombifrons (plains spadefoot toad), 953 nucleotides. It is a transcript of the gene PGRMC2, whose product is annotated as progesterone receptor membrane component 2. Gene Ontology annotation, cellular component: endomembrane system; membrane. NCBI's taxonomy places the organism in Eukaryota, Metazoa, Chordata, Amphibia, Anura, Pelobatidae. The record is from RefSeq and is a predicted model, not a curated record. Bases 50 to 628 code for a protein of 192 amino acids. The transcript is spliced from 3 exons.
GACUGCGGGUGUCGUCCAGUGGUGACCCAGGAGGAGCCCCACGCGGGUGAUGUCGGAGGGCUGGGAGGAGCAGCAGCCGGUUGGUGCCCCAUUGGGCCCAGAGGACGAGGCCUCCGGCUUGGGGUGGGUGUUCGUCUGGAAGCUGAUUCUGAACGCGACGUUGCUGGCUGCCCUGGUAUACGGGGCCUAUCGGAUGUACGUGCGCUGGAGAGGGGCCGGGCCCGUGGUUGCCUCCGCCUUACCUCGCAUGAAACGCAGGGACUUCAGCCUACAGCAGCUGCGAGAGUACGAUGGGGCGCGAAACCCGCGCAUCCUGCUGGCUGUCAACGGGAAGGUGUUUGACGUGACGCAGGGGAGCAAGUUCUACGGACCGGAGGGUCCAUAUGGAAUAUUUGCUGGAAGGGAUGCCUCCAGAGGACUAGCCACAUUUUGCCUCGAUAAAGAGGCACUUCGAGAUGAGUACGACGACCUUUCCGAUCUCAGUGCUGUGCAGAUGGAGAGUGUGCGGGAAUGGGAGAUGCAGUUUAAGGAGAAGUACGAGUACGUUGGCCGGUUACUCAAACCAGGAGAAGAACCAUCUGAAUAUACAGACGAGGAAGAUGCUAGAGAUCAUACGAAACAGGAAUGAACUUUGUUAAAAAACCAAAGUCAAGGGUCUCUUGGAAACUGCAACCUCUUCCCGAUAAUAAGCAAACCAGGACUUUAUGGGUCCCCCACCCUAUUGUCCAGAUUUUGUACAAGGAAGUAAAAAUAAUGUGUAAUACAGCAAAAAAAGAAGAUUUUAAUACAAGGAAGUCUGAUAUUUACUGCAAAACACUUUCCCCCCCCCCCCCCCCCCUCGCCUAGCAAGCUGUUUGUCUGAUUAGACAUUGUUAAUGAAGGAUUCAGCAUUGCUGUUCUUUCAAGCACCUGUUUCUAGAUUUCUUUUUUUCCCAGUAAAUUGUUGACAUGAA